CACCAGCACGCUCACGCCAUGGCUGAAGCAGGCAGCUCGACCCAGCAGUACUCGCCAGAGAAGGAGCAGGCCCUCCAGGCCUACCGUCGGAAACUCAAGGAGCACGAGGAGCUCGACACCAACCUCAAGAAGAUCCGCCUCUCGCUCAAGGACCUCGAGCGCGACUUCGACAAGUCCGAGGACGACAUCAAGGCCCUUCAGUCGGUCGGCCAGAUCGUCGGCGAGGUCCUCAAGCAGCUUGACGAGGAGCGAUUCAUCGUCAAGGCGUCGUCCGGCCCGCGCUAUGUCGUCGGCUGCAGGAGUGCCGUCCCCAAGGACAAGCUCAAGAACGGCAUUCGCGUCUCGCUCGACAUGACGACCCUCACCAUCAUGCGCAUCCUGCCGACCGAGGUCGACCCGCUCGUGUACAACAUGACGAUGGAGGACCCGUCUGGCGCGAGCUUUGGCGGCGUCGGUGGUCUCGGUGACCAGAUCCGCGAGUUGCGAGAGGUGAUCGAGCUACCGUUGAUGAACCCGGAACUCUUCAUGCGCGUCGGCAUCAAGCCACCAAAGGGUGUCCUCCUGUACGGCCCUCCCGGUACGGGCAAGACGCUCCUCGCCAAGGCCGUCGCGGCGACGCUGUCGACCAACUUCCUCAAGGUCGUCUCGUCGGCCAUUGUCGACAAGUACAUUGGCGAGUCGGCGCGCCUCAUCCGCGAGAUGUUCAGCUACGCCAAGGAGCACGAGCCGUGCAUCAUCUUCAUGGACGAGAUCGACGCCAUCGGCGGCCGCAGGUUCAGCGAGGGCACGUCGGCCGACCGCGAGAUCCAGCGCACCCUCAUGGAGCUCCUCAACCAGCUCGACGGCUUCGACUACCUCGGCAGGACCAAGGUCAUCUUUGCCACCAACCGGCCCGACACGCUCGACCCGGCGCUCAUGCGCCCGGGCCGCAUCGACCGAAAGAUCGAGAUUCCCCUCCCGAACGAGGUGGCGCGCAUGGAGAUUCUCAAGAUCCACGCCCAGCCGAUCCGCAAGUCGGGCGAGAUCGACUACGAGGCUGUCGUUAAGCUGUCCGAGGGCUUCAACGGCGCCGACUUGCGCAACCUGUGCACCGAGGCCGGCAUGUUUGCCAUCCGCGACGAGCGGGAUUACUGCGUCCAGGACGACUUCCUCAAGGGCGCGCGCAAGCUGCAGGACGCCAAGAAGCAUGAGACGAUCUUGGAGUACGACGAUGUCUGAUCUCGAGGACAAGGAUGAGGAGGAGGGCCUUGCUCGAGUCUGCAACGACGUGCCCGCUUUCGUGACCCUA
Molecule: messenger RNA, 1288 nt
Organism: Rhodotorula graminis WP1
Lineage: Eukaryota; Fungi; Basidiomycota; Microbotryomycetes; Sporidiobolales; Sporidiobolaceae
Exons: 9
Coding region: 19-1218 (399 amino acids)
Biological process (GO): positive regulation of RNA polymerase II transcription preinitiation complex assembly
Cellular component (GO): proteasome regulatory particle, base subcomplex; cytosolic proteasome complex
Molecular function (GO): ATP hydrolysis activity; proteasome-activating activity; ATP binding
Source: RefSeq, a predicted model, not a curated record